Populus euphratica (Euphrates poplar) is the source of this 2610-nucleotide messenger RNA. Its product is annotated as mediator of RNA polymerase II transcription subunit 15a-like. Gene Ontology annotation, biological process: regulation of DNA-templated transcription. Lineage: Eukaryota; Viridiplantae; Streptophyta; Magnoliopsida; Malpighiales; Salicaceae. The record is from RefSeq and is a predicted model, not a curated record. Gene Ontology annotation, molecular function: chromatin DNA binding; transcription coactivator activity. The transcript is spliced from 6 exons. The coding region runs from base 39 to 2414 and encodes 791 amino acids.
CUUCUCUAUACCUGCCUUGUCAUUAAAAAUUAAAUGCAAUGUUUUACAUGUGCAGAAUGGAGACAUUAAAGAGGCAUCUUCCGUUUACUGGUCAGGAGGGAUUACAAGAACUCAAGAAAAUUGCCGUGCGGUUUGAGGAAAAGAUUUAUACUGCCGCGACCAAUCAGUCUGACUAUCUGCGUAAAAUAUCUCUGAAGAUGCUUACAAUGGAGACCAAGUCUCAAAAUACCAUACCCACUGGCAAUGAUAACAAACCCCUGGAUCCAGGAGGUAAUAAUGCUAUGCAGCCUUCAAUGAUGCAAACCGUCUCUGGUCUUCAACAGAACCAACCAUCUUCUGUUCAACAGUCAACACAACCAAUGGUCCAGCAACAUCCACAAUCAGUCCUCAGGCAGCAGCAACAACCUCAACAGUCAGCUGGUAUUCAUCAGCAGCAAACACCAAUGAUGCUGCAGCCACUAUUGCCUCCACAACAGCAGCUAAUGGGGCAACAAUCAAAUACCACUAACAUGUCGCAAAAUCAAUUAAUUGGACAGCAAAACACUGUUGGGGACUUGCCGCAGCAGAGAUUGCUGGGGCAGCAGAAUAACCUUCAAAAUCUGCAGCAGCAGCAGUUAAUGGCUCAACAAAAUAACCUCUCAAGCAUGCAUCAGCAACAGUUGGGCCCUCAAAGUAAUGUCACUGGUUUACAGCAACAGCAGUUGCAUGGAGCUCAGCCUGGUAACUCAAGCAUGCAAUCUAAUCAGCACUCUCUACACAUGCUGCAACAGCCCAAGGUUACGCUGCAGCAGCAAGCACAACAAAGUGGAAGUGCUUUGUUGCUGAAUCAAGGGCAGCAGUCACACUCACAGCUGCCACAGCAGCAAUUGAUGGCACAGAUUCAAUCACAGCCUGGACAGUUGCAACAGCAAUCAAAUCCAUCACAACAUGAUCUGCAGCAAAGGCUUCAAGCAUCAGUCUCCUUGCUUCAACAGUCAAAUGUGAUUGAUCAGCAAAAGCAGUUAUAUCAACCUCAAAGAGCCCUUCCAGAAACGUCCUCAACGUCCCUAGAUUCUACAGCAGAGACUGGACAUGCAAAUGGUGCUGAUUGGCAGGAGGAGCUCUACCAAAAGAUCAAAGUAAUGAAGGAAACGUAUUUGCCUGAAAUAAAUGAAAUGUACCAGAGAAUUGCUACCAAAUUAGAGCAGUAUGACUCUUGUCCGCAACAACCAAAGUCAGAACAUCUUGAAAAGCUGAAGGUAUUCAAGGUCAUGUUGGAGCGCAUGAUAUCAUUCUUACAGGUCUCUAAAAACAACAUCACACCUACUUUCAAGGAUAAAUUGGGUUUCUAUGAGAAGCAGAUUGUAGGUUUUCUAAACCCAAGCAGAUACAGGAAGCCUAUUCCUAAUCUACAGCAAGGACAACCUCCCCAACCUCAUAUUCAACCUAUGCAGCAACCCCAAUCUCAAGUUCCUCAAUUGCAGUCCCAUGAAAAUCAACUGAAUCCCCAGUUGCAAUCAAUGAAUAUGCAAGGUUCUGUACCAAAGAUGCAGCAGAACAAUAUGUCAAGCUUGCUGCAUAAUUCUCUUUCAACUUUAUCUGGGGAUUCAACGUCACAAUCAAACAUGAUCAAUCCAAUACAACCAGGCUCCAAUUUAGAUUCUGGACAAGGAAAUGCACUGAACUCAUUGCAGCAGACACCUGUAGGAUCUGUACAACAGGAUCUCAUGAGCAUUUCCCAAUCAACCAAUGUCAACACAAUGUCAACACAAAGAGGGGCAAGUUUGCUGCAGCCAAAUAUUCCCCUUCAGUCGAAUUCCAGUAUGAUUCAACACCAGCAUCUAAAACAGCAGCAUGAACAACAGAUGCUACAAACACAGCAGCUUAAACGAUUGCAGCAACGCCAGAAUUUAAUGCAGAAUCAACAGAUGCAGCAGCAGCAGCAGCAAUUACACCAGCAAGCGGAUGCUCCUAUGCCUGGAGAUUCUGACAAACCAGUUUCUGGUAUUUCCUCACUCUUAAAUACUGGAAAUAUUGUACACCAACCAUUUGUUGCACAAGCACUGGCUCCAUCCCUUGCAAUUGGCGCUCCUGGGAUAUCUGCAUCACCUUUGCUUGCAGAGUUUACCAGUCCUGAUGGUGUUCAUGGCGGUGCUUUGACAACUGUUUCUGGCAAGUCAAAUGUUACGGAGCAACCACUUGAGCGCUUGAUUAAAGCGGUGAAAUCUCUGUCUCCCAAAGCACUUAGUGCAUCUGUCGGUGACAUUGGCUCCGUUGUCAGUAUGAUUGACAGAAUUACUGGUUCUGCAGCUGGUAAUGGAUCUAAAGCUGCAGCUGGUGAGGAUUUGGUAGCAAUGACAGGAUGUCAUCUUCUUUCGUUUUUGUCUUUUUUAUUUUUCACGUGUUUCUCACAAGAUGGGAACUCGAGGGAAUAAAAAGUGCUGGGAAGUAAUUUUUGUUGGAACGUCUUGUGUAACAUCUUCUUUCGAUGAUGACCUCUUGGAUGGCUGCAUGAAGCUUGUUCCGCUUUAAAUUUCAAGGUUAAUCUAUUGCUAUGAGCACUGGUGUUUCAAUUUGAAACUUGAGUUGCAACUGAACUUAAAUGAAUAGUGUUGGAUUUGGGGCCUUCUA